Molecule: messenger RNA, 2248 nt
Organism: Piliocolobus tephrosceles (Ugandan red Colobus)
Lineage: Eukaryota; Metazoa; Chordata; Mammalia; Primates; Cercopithecidae
Gene: RNF187
Product: ring finger protein 187
Exons: 5
Coding region: 1-1149 (382 amino acids)
Source: RefSeq, a predicted model, not a curated record
AUGAGAGCAGCGAAGGGGACCCACACAGGCCAUUUCCCGCCGCGUCCUCAGCCCACGCGGGCGAACUACCGCGGAGGAACGCACAGCUCAGAUCCUAGCAGCUUACAAGAACAACCUUUUAAAAAUGGAACCUUCAAGCGGAGGAGUGCACCGCCGCUAGGAUCCGGGGGGAGGAUCCUACCGCGGCCCGGACUUACGGAUGCAGUACACUGCUGCCAGGAUCUUGUCUGUGUAGGGCAGCGCGGCCGGGACCUCAGCCUGCAGCACACCGCUGCCAGGAUCUCGUCGGCUGAGGGUUCCGCAGUCCGGACCCCGCCCCGUGCGCGUCCCCGGCGUUGGCGUCGUCUUCCUGGUGCUGGUCUGCGUCCGGUCGCCGGUCGCCUUGGUCUCCGGCCCUCCCCAGACGCUCCCGCACCCUUGGCGACCCCGCCGUCCGCAGCCCUGGCGCUCCCUGCGGGCCCCGCCGAGGCCGCCUGCGCCCUGUGCCAGCGCGCGCCCCGGGAGCCGGUGCGCGCCGACUGCGGCCACCGUUUCUGUCGGGCGUGCGUGGUGCGCUUCUGGGCCGAGGAGGACGGGCCCUUCCCGUGCCCCGAGUGCGCCGACGACUGCUGGCAGCGCGCCGUGGAGCCCGGCCGGCCCCCGCUCAGCCGCCGCCUUCUGGCGCUCGAGGAGGCGGCCGCGGCGCCCGCGCGCGACGGCCCGGCCAGCGAGGCCGCGCUGCAGCUGCUGUGCCGCGCUGACGCCGGCCCGCUCUGCGCCGCCUGCCGCAUGGCUGCAGGCCCCGAGCCACCCGAGUGGGAGCCGCGCUGGAGGAAGGCGCUGCGCGGCAAGGAGAACAAGGGGUCUGUGGAAAUCAUGAGAAAAGACUUGAAUGACGCCCGGGACCUGCAUGGCCAGGCGGAGUCAGCAGCUGCAGUGUGGAAGGGACACGUGAUGGACCGUAGGAAGAAGGCACUGACUGACUACAAGAAGCUGCGGGCCUUCUUUGUGGAGGAGGAGGAGCACUUCCUGCAGGAGGCUGAGAAGGAGGAGGGGCUCCCUGAGGACGAGCUGACUGACCCCACUGAGCGGUUCAGGUCACUGCUGCAGGCGGUGUCGGAGCUGGAGAAGAAGCACCGGAACCUGGGCCUCAGCAUGCUGCUGCAGUGAUGGCGCCAACCGGCGGCAGUCCCAGAGCUGGAGGCAGGAGGGAAUGGAUCCUCAUCUCCCUGGGAAGUGUUGGCGUGUGGCUGUCAGGGAAGCAUGGAAGGCGCCCGGCCUUGGGUCCGUCUAUAUAGUUGUGUGUUUCAACAAUGUCCCUUUAUCCUUCACCCUGAGGCGUGAGUGUUUUGGGGGCUACAAACACCUCCCGGUAGAGGCUGGACCUGAGGACCCUUCCAACCUGUGCCCGACCCUUCCUGAAGUCCUGGCCACAGCGCAUCUUUCAUGAGUCCUGGCAGCUCUGGGCCAUGCGCUUCCUCGGUCACCCAUCUGCCCCUCACCUUGUCAUCCAGGGACCCAGACCUUGCACCUUCCAUGCGGGCCCACAGAUCCUUGGCAGGUACCUGAGGUGCACCAUUGAGUGUCGAAUUUGGGGUUAGCAUCUAGAAAGAAGAACGCACAUGAGACUCUGUGAAGGCUGGAACUCAGGUCUUCAGGGAAGAGAAAGGAAGACUGGAUUGCACCUUGAUGCCUCCUGAGGAGGCGGCCCUCCUCUUGAGGUGGGCGUGCGCCCCGCCCAGCCUUAUCUGCGUCGGUCUGUCCACCUCCCCCUUCCUGGCCCCCACCCUGCCUCUGUGUCUCCCAGAAGGCCUCCCUGUGCUCCACCUGCCUCCGCAGAAGGAACUCUCUUUCUCCCUUUACCUGGGUGAGGGGGCUGGCAGGUGGCUAACCCCAUUUAGCAUCUCCAGGCCCUGCCAUGGUGUCUCAUCUUGCUGUUCUCUCUGGCUCUUUCUGUCGUCCCAUUUCCUUUAGUAGUUGAAUUUUACAAAGCUCAUAGCAGUAGCUCAGUUGCCUGCAGCAUCCUUGUGUGUAGAUAAAUUAGUGUAGUCGACAGAAACUCAGCACUGGGGACAGGAUUGCAAAGUCGGGGACAUAGAUGCAGGCAGAUGUUGAAAUUUGGGUAUAGCUGGGCUUGUGAGCAGUGCCUGUUUCCAGAUGAAGCCUUUCAGCCUUUCCGAGUCCCUGGCCUUUGGUGCGAUGUCUGUGAGUUUGACCUACCCAGCGUGUGGGCUGGUUCAAUGUUGAAUAAAGUGAGUUUGUGUCAGCU